GGUUGUUUUGGUUAUACAAAGCUGUGUUGUAAACAUGUAUUUUUCUUCUCUAUGCUCAUGAUCUAUUUCCCUGCGCGCAAAUGACAGACAGAGGAGCGUGUAUUAAUCCUGCUGUAGGACUGACUCAUUGCUGCCAGCACUUAACAGUAACAGUAGGUCAAACAACCCCCUAAUAUGAACGAGUCACUCAGAAAAACGAAUCAUGACACUCGAGUCAGGGAAAAAAAAGAGUCGUUCAAAAAGAACGAAUCGUUAGCGAACUGCACAUCACUAUAGAGAACCACCGAGAGGACAGCUAUGGACUGAAAACCAUCGAAAGGGGCAAUACACCGAAUGGAAAUGUUCAACAGAUUCUCAAGAUCUUGCACACUAAGGAGAUGCUAUUGAGCUCACGCUAAUACAACUGUCUGAGCCAAGGAUGACAUGCUUUCUGAUCUAAAUGUAUAUCAUGAACACAGAUAUGAUUCCAAAAUUCACCUCGAAAGACGAGGAGAUUGACUUCUGGAAGACUCUUUCCCUCAAGUACCAGAAAAAUUGCCAGGAGGCCCAGGAGGAGCUGCUGGAGUUUCAGGAGGGCAGCAGAGAGCUGGAGGCAGAGCUGGAGACCCAGCUGGGCCAGGCCGAGCACCGCACGAGAGUCCUGCACUCUGAAAACAGCAGGCUCAAGAAAGAGGUGGACUCACUCAAGGAAAAACUGGAGCAGCAGUAUGCCCAGAGCUACAAACAGAUCAACAUGCUGGAGGAUGACCUGGGACAGACCCGGGGCAUAAAGGAGCAGCUCCACAAAUACGUGCGGGAGCUAGAGCAGUCCAACGACGACCUAGAAAGAGCCAAGAGGGCUACAAUUGUGUCCCUGGAGGACUUUGAGCAGCGUCUGAACCAGGCUAUCGAGAGGAACGCCUUCCUGGAGAGCGAGCUGGAUGAGAAGGAAUUCGUCCUGGUCUCAGUGCAGAGAUUGAAAGAUGAGGCCAGAGACCUGCGUCAGGAGCUUGCUGUCCGAGAGCGAAAUACGGACGUAACCAGGAUGUCGGCGCCCACCUCGCCCACCCAGGAGGACAAUGACCAGAUGGAUUACUCUGUCCAGGCCUCACUGUCUCUCCCCGCAACGCCGCUCGCGAAGAGUCUGGACAAUGCCUUCGCCAACCCCACAGAGUUGUCCAAUGGCCUUGGUAACUCACUGACUCCCUCUGCUAGAAUAUCAGCCCUCAACAUCGUCAGUGACUUGCUACGGAAAGUGGGGGCUCUGGAGUCUAAGCUGACAGCCUGCAGGAACUUUGCCAAGGACCAGAAAGCCAGGAACUCUUAUGCCAUCACGGAAAAUGGGAACGUGAUCAACGGCAACACAGCCAAGUUCUCCCAUAUACUCCACACGACGUCGUCAUACUACGACAAAACCAGGGCGAUGAAUGGCCUGGACCCCGGCACACUGACAGCCAUCACAGCACCCCCCUCUCUCUCCCCCCCUGACCUACUGUCUCUCAUUGUGUGACGGCGACAGACAGUCCCCACUGCCAAGCCCCCCCCCCAAACACCUUCCUUCUGCCAAUGGACAAGACUAUGUCUUAAAACAGAAAGCAUUUGUGUUGACUUUCAAAUGAGGACAUAAAAAUGGCCCGCACGAUUAAACACUUUUCACAUACUGUAA
Messenger RNA from Oncorhynchus gorbuscha (pink salmon), 1645 nucleotides. Its product is annotated as nuclear distribution protein nudE-like 1-A. The coding region runs from base 440 to 1489 and encodes 349 amino acids. Gene Ontology annotation, cellular component: centrosome; kinetochore; kinesin complex. The transcript has 10 exons. Lineage: Eukaryota; Metazoa; Chordata; Actinopteri; Salmoniformes; Salmonidae. The record is from RefSeq and is a predicted model, not a curated record. Gene Ontology annotation, molecular function: microtubule binding. Gene Ontology annotation, biological process: vesicle transport along microtubule; chromosome segregation; cell migration.